Messenger RNA from Chondrus crispus (carragheen), 1506 nucleotides. RefSeq lists its product as hypothetical. Gene Ontology annotation, molecular function: ATP hydrolysis activity; ATP binding. Lineage: Eukaryota; Rhodophyta; Florideophyceae; Gigartinales; Gigartinaceae. Bases 1 to 1506 code for a protein of 501 amino acids. The transcript is spliced from 2 exons. The record is from RefSeq and is a predicted model, not a curated record.
AUGGCACUGCCGCUCUCUCUCGACAAAAUUUCUCUCAACGAUCCCCCGUGCGCCAACGCCCACGACGUCCUUCUAGCGGAAAGCGUAGCCACCCUCACCCGUGAGCUCAGCGGCCACCCCUCCGGCCUACUUCUGACCGGCUUUGACCGUCCCACGCGACGCCAAAUCGUCUCUGCGGCAGUUUCAGAUGUGUCCUUCAUCUCGUGCGCGCAGCCCCACCACGACACGACCUCGGAGCUGGUGCAACAGCGAAGGUUGCUCUGCUUAGACGAUCUCGAUUCACAGCAUGCUGAGGGGCUGGCCAAGGGCAUCUUCACCCGCUGUGCUGGCACCACUGUGCUCGCGCUGGCCGCGGAUAAGAAGACCGUGUCGGCGUCUUUGCUAAGGGCUGGGCGCUUGGAAAAGGUCGUGCAUAUGCUCCCGCCGCCGCGGAGCACGAGAGAGAAGGCGUGGCGGAGUGUGCUUAUACAUGUGAGACCAGGAAAUGGGGAGAAAUUGGAUGUUGACGAGAAGGCAAGAGAGUUGGCAGAUUGGUCGCCAGGGUUUGCCCCCAACGAUUUUCGCCUGACGCUGCUCAGGUUUCUUGCGAAAGGGAAGGACGGUUGCGAAGGGUAUGCGCGGCUGAAAAAGGUAGUUGCGGCGCAUCAGCCGAAAGCCGGGACGCUGGAGCUCGAUUUUGUGAACGCAAGUGCUAUGUCGCCAGGGGCUCACGCGACGACGCACUGGGACGGCGUUGGUGGAUACGCAGAUGUGAAAGAGAUGCUGGUGCGGUUGUGCGAGUGGCCGGUCCGACACAAGGACACCUUCAACAGACUCGGAGUAGAUCCACCACGCGGCGUUCUAUUGCACGGGCCGCGCGGCUGCGGGAAGACGCGGCUGGCGCUUGCAUUUCUACGGCGACUGCGCUAUGCAAAUUGGCUGCACGUCAACGCGCCGGACGUGUUUUCCAAGUAUCUCGGCGAGUCUGAGGCGCGUGUAAGGGCGCUGUUUGACCGUGCGCGGGAGUUGUCGCCGUGCGUUGUCUUCAUCGACGAGCUCGAAGCGAUGGGGGGCGGGCGGAUGGCGGGGGGCGACGCGGGAGGGACGGGGGUGGAGCAGCGCGUGCUCGGGUCGCUGCUCACCGAGUUGGACGGCGUGACGGGGGGCGAUGUGUUUGUUCUCGCGUGCGCGGGCGAUAAGAAUGCGCUGGAUGUAGCGCUGCUCAGGCCCGGACGACUGGACCAUUUGGUGGAGGUGAGGCGGCCCGCGUUGCAGGACCGCGAGGAGAUUCUGCGAGAGCUUUUGCGCGGGGAGGGCGUGAAGGAGGAAGUUGUGAGACGGAUGGCUCGCGAGAGUGUGGGGAUGAGCGGCGCGGACUUGGAGGCGCUGUGUCGCGAGGCGGCGAUGGUGACGAUGGAGGAAGUAGAGACACCGCAAUUUGUGGAGAUGAGGCACUUUUGGGUCGCCAACGAGCGAAUGCCGAAGCGGUCGGGCUCCCUCGCCGGCUGGAAUGCACAUGGGUUGUGA